This is a messenger RNA of Carassius carassius (crucian carp), 1602 nucleotides long. Its product is annotated as proline-rich membrane anchor 1-like. Bases 298 to 750 code for a protein of 150 amino acids. The record is from RefSeq and is a predicted model, not a curated record. The transcript has 4 exons. Lineage: Eukaryota; Metazoa; Chordata; Actinopteri; Cypriniformes; Cyprinidae.
UCAGCGACGCGCUGCUGCUCCUCACGAUGUGUUUCUGUGUGCGCUGCUCUUAGGAUCGUCUGUGGAGUUACACAGUCUGACCAGCGAUUCGACAGUGAUGAGGAGUUCCUAGUCCUGAGCUGGAGUCACGCCACAUUCAGAUGCGUGGAAGAACUUAUUUUCACUCUGUGACUUUGUCAGAGUAAUAAAGCGUCUGCAGCUGAGAUGGAGGCAUCUCUUCAGUAGAACUGCUCCUGUGCUCGUGUUGCUCUGGGUCCCUCACAUCACCUCGGGCUUGACCUCAGGAGUGAAGCAGGGAUGCUGGACCUCUGCUCUUCUGUGUUUGCUCACUGCUUGAUCUCGUCCUGUCUUCUCUUGUGUCAGGCAGAGCUCCAGAUGUCUUGCUCUCAGCACGGUAUAAACAGAGGAGCAGAGGGCUGCCAGCUGCUGUGCCCCUGCAGCACAUACCCUCCUGUACCUCCUCCUCCUCCUCCUCCUCCUCCUCCUCCUCCACCUCUGCUGCGAGGACUGACCGCUGCGGCUCCGGAGGCUUCUGCUCCUCUGUCGAGGCCCUGGUGGAUGGAGAUCAUUGUGCUUGGGAUGACAGGAAGCGCUUUGGCUGUCUUUCUUUUGCUAGCAGUCAUUAUCUGCUACAAGGCCAUGAAGAGGAAACCGAAGAAGAUGGAGGUGAAUGGUACAAACUGUGGAGAAGAUGCAAUGAGCUCUUUCAAAAAGACCAACACUGCUGCGGUGGGCACAAGGAGCGUCUGAAACCCAAAGGAAAUAUUUCCAGCUAAUCAUAAAGUCAAUGAGGUCGGAAUAAUGCAAAGCGAUCCAGAGCCCCUCCGGAUGCAAUUAGAAGGGACAGAUCUGCUGUGUUGAUCUGCAUCUGUGACAUUUGCAUGCUAUAAAUCACACAAACCCAGCUAAUGACAGAUGUCUGACAAAUAGAUUUCAGAUAGUCAUUCGUUUUAUGUUAACACGUCAUGUAUUUUUAAACACAUUUUACACAAUGAUUUAUGCAACUUGGACUGGAAAUUUCUGAAACUAGGGGUGUGUUUAAUGCCAAUGCAUGAUUUGAUGCUCAUGAUGCUCACAGGUCAGAUGUUUUUUAGUGCAUGACACUCCAGUCAAUCUCCUCAAGGUUAUAACACUAAAUGAGCUACUAAUGUACCUAGUAAAUGAUAGUAAUUGAAGGCAGAGCAGGCAUCUGAACACUGAAAGCACUCGGCUGUGUUGUGAUUACAUGUUAGGUUCGGGUUACGCAGCAGACAAGUUUGAUGAACUUAUAAGUGUGGGAGGAUUUAUUAUGACCCUUAAUCCAAGAAGGUCAUAAUUAAGAUAAUUACUGAUGUUGUUGACCUUGCUGGUGUGCCAGACAGUGUGAAUUGGAUAUGUUAGUGGAUCUGAAUUUGUUGUUCUUGUGUAUGUGGAACCUGCCUUUCUCAAAAAAGUGCCCUAAGAAAUAUGAGAUUUUCUUUUGCACUGUGAAGAGUUCUGAAUAUAUUCUCAGCAGGCAGUCAAAAUAUAUUUUGUGUUAUAUAAAUUUUGCAUGAAUGUAAAUACUGAGAACGGAAACCAGCCUUUAAGACUGUUAUUUGCUUGAAGAUGUUUUUUAUAUAG